This is a messenger RNA of Vigna angularis (adzuki bean), 882 nucleotides long. RefSeq lists its product as uncharacterized. Bases 1 to 702 code for a protein of 233 amino acids. Lineage: Eukaryota; Viridiplantae; Streptophyta; Magnoliopsida; Fabales; Fabaceae. The record is from RefSeq and is a predicted model, not a curated record. Gene Ontology annotation, molecular function: serine-type endopeptidase activity. The transcript is spliced from 4 exons. Gene Ontology annotation, cellular component: mitochondrial inner membrane peptidase complex; membrane.
AUGGCGGAAAGGGAGGGCGUGGGGUUGACGACGAGGAUUCCAAUGUCCUUGGGUUUGACGCGGGUGUUGGCGAAGAGGUUGUCAAGGGCGCCGAACAUGACCUGCUCGACCUCUUCCCUGGCGGUAGGUUUCCUUGUCGAGGCCAGAGCGGAGGAGAAUCUUGCGUUGGAAAUCGAGGGAGGAUGGGAGGAAAUCGCCGGUAAGGGUAGAGUGGUGGAUGAACUUUUGGAAGUGGACGAUGAGGUGAUUUGGGGGACGGCAGCAAGAGAAGUCGAGGAGCUGAUUGAGAGAGGCAAUGCGUUCAUAGUCGAAAGAAUCUCAACCAGAUUUGGGAAAGUUGAUCGUGGAGAAGUUGUAAGCUUACGCAACCCUAAUAAAGGGAUCAUCAAACGUUUGAUUGGAUUGGAGGGUGAUAGGCUUAGACACUGUUCCAAUGCUGACACCAAUAUAUUGGUGGGUGAUUCUUUUGCACAGAACAACGAUGAACCUGAAACCAUUGUGGUUCCAAAGGGUGCUGUUUGGGUGGAAGGAGAUAACAAGAAUCGAAGUCUAGAUUCAAGAAAGUAUGGUCCUAUUUCUUAUGGCCUUAUAAGGGCAGGCUAUUCUGGAGGAUAUUACCAUAUAAACAGUUUGGACCUUUCUGGGAUAAAUGAUCUGGAGCACAGCAUUCAAUCAUGGGACCCACAAUCUUUUGCAGCAUGACUCUGCUAAAUUUUGAAAGGCAAAACCUUACUUAUUUGGACCCGGUAGUUUAUUCCCUAGUUUGGUGCAUUUUGCUCACCAAAUAUUCAAAGGCUUGGUCCAUUGUUUUAUGGAACACUUUCUUAAUCCUGCUGAAACUUUGGUCUGAGGAUAUCUUCAUGAAGGCCAUCUCUGUGCUGA